CGCGGGUCCGCCGAGUAUGGAAUCAUCGCAGUCUUCGGCUGGGCCUGAGGGCGAAUGUGACGGUGAGGUGACGCAGGAGAUGUUGGAGGCGCUACGAGGGGAGUUCGAGCAACACACCCAGAGGGUGCUCAAUGGAUUGACGGAUGGAUACAUGGACGGUUGAAUGGAUGGGUGGCUGUAUGGUCUCCUUGUACAGAUGGAGGCGAUGUAUCGUGAGGAGAUGGAUAGGAUCAAGACGCUCGAGCGGCUGCACGCACAAGUAAGUAGAUCACCCGCUGCGCGGGCUGCGGCGGCGGGCAUGUGCUGGGAUUUCUGCACUCGCUGUUGUUGUGCGCAGAUGGGGGAGGCUUGCCGUAAGGAGUUGCUGCGGAUCAAGACGGUCGAGCAGCAGUACGCACAGGUAGGAGGGCAGAUCAUCCACAGAUCUUCCAUUUGUUUGUGUCCGUCUUGUGCAGGAGUUGGUGACAUUGAAGCGUCAGCUUGAGGAGGAAGCUGCUCAGAGGCGGAUGCAAGUGCAGGUGCGUCGUGCGUCUGUCAGAAAGGAGUCUGUUAUGAUAUGUGGAAUAUCCCUGUGUCAUGCAUGCGUUUAGGCACUGCACAGGCAUGUCGUUGAUGAGGUGACGACGGCCGUGCAGGUCGGCUUCCAUGACGACAAAGAGGAGCUGAAGACAGACCUACUUCAGAGGCUCAGGGCGAUGGACCUCCCUCUCUCAGGGCGAUGCGACUUGCUCCACGAGAGAGUCGACAACAGCAAAUCGGUAGGCAGACCUGCACAACAUACCCGCUCUGAUUCAUUGUUGUGGCUGCUCGUUGCAGCACGAAGGCGCGAAGCUCAAAGCGGCCUCUCAACACAUUUGCAUUCCAGGCCAGCAGGUAAGAAACAUGAGCAUCCGCGAACGCUGCCCACAUUUGUGUGUGUGUGUGUGUGUGUCGCGCGCAGUUUUUGCGUUUGUCAUCUCGCCUUGGCAGCUAUCGUGCUCUGCAUGAUUGGUUGAGCCGCUUCAUGGACAUCAAGUCGAUCAACCUAUUCUACAAGUACUGACACUAGACACCGCACGCACCCAUUUGAUUUCGGGCAUGUGCACCUUUCAGGUCGUCACGGGAUGGUUUCAAGUACCCCACGUUCCUCGACAAAACUCAUGGCAUCUCCAGACUGCUGCUGCUGAUGCGCGAUGGGCCCACCCACCUCCUCGCCUGCACCGUCGACGGCCCGCUGGCAGAGGGCAAGAAGACCCGCUGCCUGGUCUCCUUCUACGCCAUCACCGGGCCGUAUGACUCACCCACCAAGAUCACCACCCCCGCAGAUGGCGGCGGGCAACGACAAUACCUGCCGUAUGUGGCGCUGGCGGGACGGGAGGAGUUGCGAGGCGGAGAUGGGCAGCCGAUCGCCCAUGUGUCCAUCGGUGUGGAGCAUGGACCAGCUGUCUGGCUCGGCUAUACACAGCCCGACCCGGCAGCUGAUCUCACCAGCUGCUACAUGAGAGCCACACGGCUUAGCUUGCCAGACGGCUAUUGAGGGGAGGUCGAGGAAGGCCGCUGCCCACUGGCGGGACGCGUGCAGUUCUCCAUCACCGAGAUGGAAGUCUGGGAGCUCACCUAGGUAAGAAAAGACCCCAAAAAUCAAGAGGAUGGCAGAUGUUGGUUGUGCACUGGUUGGUCCGGGCAAUGGUCCUUUAUUGCUGUCUGUCAGGUGUAGAAGCUACUGAUCGAAGCGACACUUGUGUCCAAUUUCACUCGUUACGAUACAGUACCAACAGACAGACAGACAGACAGACUCUUGUAUGACUGCAUGCAUCCAUGCACACAGAUUGCGGCGGCAUGUAUGUGGGUAUGGGUGUGCAUGUGUACCGGUGUGGCUGGCUUUUACGCUAUGUACCUUCGCACAAUGAAGGCUUCUUGGUUUAUGCGUGCAAACAGAGAGAAACACAACUCGCGUUCAAUCGGUCACUGACGCGUUUGUCAGUGGGCGAUUGUCGCAGCGACUUGCACCGACAAACAAGAGGCUUCCAAGAAGGCUGUAGCGAGACAACGCCUAGAGCGGUUUGUCUUUCCCCUGCCGGGCUCGCCUCUUGGUGGAUGUCAGGGGUCUUGUGGUCAUAUGAUAUAUCCUUGCACAAUCCCAUCAAUGAAUCGCCGACGGACAGAAGAGACGUCUCGUACGUUUGUCACUCGUCACUCGUCACGAGGCGCGGUGAUUCUCUGCUUCUGUGCCGCCUUUUUUCCCGCCAUCCUUCU
Molecule: messenger RNA, 2235 nt
Organism: Vitrella brassicaformis
Lineage: Eukaryota; Vitrellaceae
Source: the annotation of a GenBank genome assembly